Frankliniella occidentalis (western flower thrips) is the source of this 4976-nucleotide messenger RNA. Its product is annotated as ubiquitin carboxyl-terminal hydrolase MINDY-1. Gene Ontology annotation, cellular component: cell periphery; cytosol. The transcript is spliced from 11 exons. Lineage: Eukaryota; Metazoa; Arthropoda; Insecta; Thysanoptera; Thripidae. The record is from RefSeq and is a predicted model, not a curated record. Gene Ontology annotation, biological process: protein K48-linked deubiquitination. The coding region runs from base 37 to 1614 and encodes 525 amino acids. Gene Ontology annotation, molecular function: cysteine-type carboxypeptidase activity; K48-linked deubiquitinase activity; cysteine-type deubiquitinase activity.
AACCCAACUUAUUUUGUAGGUAUUCAAGAUUUUGAAAUGAACGAGACAUCGGUUGAUACCUUUGCCUCAGAGGGCUGUUCUCAAGUCCUGAAUCGCAAUUUGCCUCUGUCCGAUUCUCUGUCAACAUCUGUACCUGAAUGUGGAAAGAUGGAAGGCCAUGCCAUCCAGUUGGCAUCAGAAAAAGUUAGUGAGAAAUCAUCUCCUUCUGAAAAUCAGUCACCCUCUCUUGAAGAUGAUUCCUCAUCUUCAUGUAUACCUGAAGAUAUUGGUGAUGUGGCUAAGCAAAUGGAUAAGCUUUCUGUUCACCCAGACGAAAGUGUGACAUCCAUUAAAAAAUCCUCAGCUGAAAGCAGUCCAGCCUCGAUCAAUAGAGGUCCGGAAGAGUAUCAACUGAAGUGGAUAAUGUGGCAUGAUCACAAAACUCCCAUUAUCACCCAGAAUCAGAAUGGACCCUGUCCUUUGAUUGCAAUUGCAAAUAUUCUUCUCUUGCGUGGUAAAAUGAAACUGUCUUCAAAUGCUUCUACUAUAACAGCCGAAGAACUUCUUACUCAUGUGGCUAACAAUAUUGUGGAAAGUAGACCAGAGGAAAAUUCAGAGGAAAUUAUGCGGAACUUUGAGCAGAACAUGCAUGAUGCUAUGUCUUUACUGCCUCAACUUCACUCAGGUUUAGAUGUUAAUAUAAAAUUCACUGGAGUUAACCACUUUGAGUUCACUGAAGCAUGUACAGUAUUUGAUCUACUUGACAUAUCUCUGUAUCAUGGUUGGGUUGUUGACCCUCAAGCAACAGAAACUGUUCAAGCUCUUGGAAAUAUGGGGUACAAUCAGCUGGUAGAAAUGAUCAUUCAAGACAAAAUGGCUGAUGAUUCAUCCAAAGUUACCAAAGCUUUAUUGGCUGAGCAAUUUUUGGAGAGCAGUGCCUCACAAUUAACAUAUCAUGGUUUAUGUGAGUUAAAUUCAGUAAUGGCUGACAACGAACUUGCGGUUCUCUUCAGAAAUAACCACUUCAGUACAAUAUUCAAACGUAGAGUCCCAACAAGAUCAAGAGAAUCAAAACAAAGUAUAGAGCAGGUUCAAAAUGAACUGUUCCUACUUGUGACUGACCAAGGUUUCCUUCAUGAGUUCAAUGUUGUUUGGGAAAUGCUAUGCAAUAUUGAAGGUGACUCCAUGUUUGUGGACAGUGCUUUCAAAAAUGUCCCACCUAAAUCAGCUCCAGAAUUCUCUCCUGCUCCUAAUACCAUGUCUCAGAUUGACCAAGACUAUAUGGUGGCUUUGGCAUUGCAAGAGGAUAUGCAGCGUCUAGAUGAUUCAUGGGAAGAUGUUAAAAAAUCACAUCCUGAUGAGGACCUAUCUGAACUUUCAGAUGAGGAGCUGGCUCGACUCAUACAUAAAAAAGAGAUGGAAGGAGCUGCUGAACAGGAACGAGUCAACAAGCAGCUGGCUGAGCAGUCUCAGCAGCCCACUACUGUAGGUAACCAGGCGUCACCAACUUGCUCCUGCAACUCAUCUGACUGUAGUCAUCGCCCCCCUGUUUGUGCUGUUGAGACUUGCACACCAAACCCAAGUGGUUCACCAACAUCGUCAUCCCACAAAAAGAAUGCUUGCUCGGUCCUCUGAUAAAUGCUUUCCAGGCCUGCGUUGACCUAAUGCAUGGCUUGGAGGAAAAUUUUCAAGGCAUUGAUUAUUAAUGUGUUUACUUAAUGGGACAAAACGUUGAACACUGUGCCCACAAAUAUUCACGAAGAAAGAAAUUUAUUUCUUUAAAAUGGGAAAAAGCCUUGUCAGUUGCAAGUUACACAUGGAAUGACAUUUCUCCAAAUGGCUUAAACCAAAAUUUAUUUUCAAUACUGUGAAUUGGAGCCAAUAUUUCCACUUGACACAGCUCUCACUAUUGUGAGUCAUGUGUUUGUCAAAAAUUGUGUUUUCCUCAUUUUUGUGUUUGUUUUAUUUUGAAAUGCCAUAAUUAGAGUAACAGGUGUAUGUUUUAAUAGCCAUGUGUGGCUAGGAAAAGUGGCUACUGUCACAGUGAAACCAACAUACAACGUAUUUAAGGAGUCUGUCGCGAAAAUUCGUUACAAGUGGGAAUCUGUUAUGUUACCACUAAAAUCAUAGCCAAGGGGAAGAAUCCAAUUCAAACAGAAAUUCUGUUAUCUGGGUGUCCGUUGUGUGUGGGUUUCACUGUAUAUCUCUAUGCAUGAAUUGUUGUAAAUUAUUGUUUGAAAGUUUAUCUUAGAAUUAAAACUUUACCUAAGCUAAUUUUUGGAUUUUUGCCAUCCUAGCAGUUGUUCUCUAGAGCUUUACAAUGUCCCAUUCUUUAAUUUGUAUGUAGCUAGUGGCUUUACUCACAGAAAGGUUUUGCUCAUUGACAUUUUGCUGAUUUUUCUUUGAAUCUUUGCAAAACUGGUUAAAAUUAUUGUUACAUUUCUUCAAUGUCUUUAAACAUAGUUCAACAGAAGUGAAUAAAAUUACAAUUAUGGUUUGAAACUCCAUGGAAAGGUGUUGUUAUAGAUUUUUUGAUAGAUGUUGUUAUUUAUUGGUUGAAUUUGUUGUUGUGAGCACCACACUGAGAAAGUUUAAAAAAAAGAUUUGCUGAAGCUUUAAAAUUUGUUUACUGUAUCUGUAUUAUUUCACAUUUGCUAGAUUUGAAAAUUUUUACAAUAAUGGUAGAGAUUUUGAGAUCUUCUAAAUUUUAAUAUUUGUGCGCCAGAGAUGUUAAUGUUAGAAUCUUGAUUGUGUGUAAUAAGAUUGUCCUUAUCAGAACUAUUAUGAUUCUUUCAGAGACUCAUGCAAGUUGUGAACAUUGAUUUUAACUAUUUUCAAGAGUUUACUGAGGGCUUUCGUCAUAGUUAUUCCUGUUUGAAAGAAAAUUUCCCCCCAAAAUUUGCUGUUGUCACAUUCUGUGACCCUUAAAAAAUAUUUCUAGCAGUUGCAAAUGAUUUUGAGAACACAUACUUAGCUAUGUCUUUGUUGAUAUUGCACUUUGACACCAUUCAAAUAGCCAUGUGCCUUAUUCAAAUUAUAAUUUAUCUUGUUACCAAAUAUUUCAUCUGUUGAAUCAUGAGAAUUUUAUUCACCUAGAUAUAUUCUAGGAAUGUAGCCAAAGAAAACACAUACUUUAACUUUUGUAAAACAUUUUGAUUCAUCAAAGUGCUAGAAAUUGUAUCAAAUCGAGCUAAAUAUUCUACAGGUGGAUAUGAACUGAGCGAACAAACAUACUGUUUUCGUAAUUGUUGACCUCUUUGUUCAGUGUGCAGUGAUGUGCUCACAAAACGUGGACUUUGGUAAAAGACCAGUAUUUAGUAGAUGCGUUUUGGGUCUGUAAUAUUUGAGCAUUGUUUUUUAGGUUCCAUCCUUUUGGUCUGUCAAACUGCAGAAUCUGCACUCCCUUAAACAUUCCCAAAAAAACAUAUUUUGAGGCAAUUGUUUUACUUAACGCUAGAGUUGUAUAUUCAGUUUAUUGUUUCAUUGUGCCCUGUUGUAUGUUGAGCUGUUGUUAAUCCUUCAGUAAUUUUUUUCUUUUGCCUCAAUGGCAUUUAUGUUUUGUCAGCUUGGCUCUUUGAAGUAUAGUUUAUUAAUUGCAAUAUGUGAUGGUGUGUUCAUUUAUGAACUACUACGAUUUAUUUCAGGGUCUAAGAAAUCUCUUACUUCUGCUGAACUUCAAUGUGUUCUAAACAUAAAGUAGAAAGAGUUAGAAAGCAAUAUACGCAACCUAUACAGUAUCUGGAGAAACUCUGAAUAAUAGAUCAAAAUGUGAAACUGCUGUGUCAAUUUUUGUAGAGGAUUUGGCAAUGUUGAUGUGAUUACAUUUUCUUUAAAAUUAUUUUCUUGUUGACCUGAUUACAUAAGUUUUCUCUAAUAAAUUGGUAAGUUUUCUGACCAAUCACUAUGAUAAUAAGUUCUUUAUUUGUAGUGCUUGUGGGUACUUGUAAGGAAACCAUUACCGUUUUAAACUGUAUUAAUGGGCAAGCAAUAUUAAUUUCUUUUAAGUAUGUACUAAAUGAAUGAAUGGUUGUACUGAAAUAGUAAUUAACUAAACAUUAGCCUUAAUGUAGUUAAUACAAUAGAAAUUCUACGACACAUAUUUUUUGCCUGUGUAAAUCAGCAUCUGCAGAUAUUGAACUACCCUCAUGCCUUUUUAACUAACUGAACACUUGCCGUUAUUUCAUGUAUCAUGUAAAAUGCAAGAUCCUUCGUUAUUUCCAAGGGCUCUACAUGACAAUAUAAUCAAAACCAUGAUGUUUGUUGUAGUAUACUUGGCGUGCUCUUCUUGAAAUUGUGGAAAAAAGUUGCAGUUAAAAGUACGUACUUUCAAUUUCUUUAGAGAAAGGGAAGUCUUGAUUUUAAAAAAAUCUAAUAAUAAAAAAAAAACUUUUUUUUUCUAGUUCAUGUGAGAAAAUGUUAGAACAAUCCUGCAGAUAUUUGUCAUAGUUUUCGUGAAAAGUCCUUCUGGUCUGCUCUCAAAAUUGUUAACAGAUUUAACAACCUUAAUACAAGGCAAAAAAAUGUCUGAUCUGUGAUGUGCUGUGUUUCAUUUUAAAUGCCACAUUUUAUUUUGGCAUUCCGUAGGUUAGAUGAUAACAUGGGAUGUAUAUACGCAUAAUAAUUGCUCAGCUAAUGACUGCAUUUGGAAGGUCUAGAGGGAAUGACUCUGCAAACAGAAUUUUGAAGCAGCACCAGAAGCAAAUGCAGUUUGAGAGUAUCAGUGCAUUAGUGUGGUAUUUUCAGUAUUACCAAAACUUGAAUUUUAAUGGUUACGUUUUGUUAGACUUUGUAAAGUAGCUUUCGAAGUAAACUUACUAUUUUUAUGAUGUUUUGUCGUCUAGUCAAAGUAAUUUAAAAAUAACUCAUGGAAUUGAAAAAAUAUUACAGUGGUUUAUAUCUUAUGUCUCAUCUGAUUAUGAAUUAUGGAGCCAACAUUGAGCUUAUUUUCCUCAUACUUCUUAUUGCAUUCAAGUUUGAAUAAAGUUGAUCUAUGGAAA